GACAGACUAUAAAGAGACCCAAUGUCCUGUUUUAAUCUGUCUAAUGACAGAAAAUCUUCAGCAAAGUACUACGAAAAUCUUUCAACGAAUAUACCUAAAGCAACUCUUUGAAGAUCUGCACAAUGGAAAUUGAUAAAGCACUGAGGAAUCUGAAGAACAGUGAUGAAAUAAGAAUAGUGCUCAUUGGAAAGACUGGAGUAGGAAAAAGUGCAGCAGCAAAUACCAUCCUAGGAGAGGAAAAGUUUGAGUCAGAUCUGUCCUCCUCCUCUGUGACCACAGAUUGUGAAAAAGCCAGAAAAUGUGUGGGUGGCAGGAAAGUAGCCAUUAUUGACACUCCAGGCCUUUUCGACACAAAAGAAGAAGAUACAGAGAUCGAGCGCAAGAUUAAACAGUGUGUAUCACUAUCUGCGCCAGGCCCUCACGUGUUUCUUGUGGUUCUACAACUUGGGAGAUUUACAUUAGAGGAGAAAAAUACAGUGGAGCGAAUUCAGAAAAUCUUUGGGGAAAAAGCAUCAAAAUACACAGUGGUGUUGUUCACUCAUGGAGACAGGUUGAAGAAAAAAACAAUUCAUCAGUUUGUUAGAGAAAGCCCAGACCUGCACCAAUUCAUCAUUACCACUAGUGGAAGAUACCAUGUUUUUAACAACAAUUUAAAAGAUUCAAACCAAGUGAACAUGCUCUUUGAUCAGCUGGAUCAGCUUAUCAUUGCGAAUGAUGAACAAUAUUACACCAAUGACAUGCUACAAGAAGCCGAGAGAGCAAUUGAGGAAGAAAAACAACGACUAAUGGAGGAAGAACGACUGAGUGAACAGGAAGCAAGAGACAAAGCAGAAAGAAACAAUAAGUUUCUGAAAACUGGUUUGGCUGUGGCAGGAAUUGGUGUAGCUGUUGCUGUGGCUGUAAAAGCUUUAUUUUGAUUAGAAAUGCUUGCAAUGCAUAACAGUGUUGCAUAAAUAUAUUAGAAUAAAUGCCUGUAUAAUAUUCAUUUUGUUGCAUGAUAGUUUCAUAGUUUUAUUUGGUGGGAGAUUGCAGUUGUAAUGUAAAUCUGUAAACAAUAAAAAUGUAAAUUAAAAUCUUUUGUGGCAUAGAUACAUUCAGCUUGAAUUGCACAAACACAUAAUGGUUAAACUUUAUUGAGGUUAUAAUUAUAACAGGGUGACUUUUUGAGCCGAUUUUCCUAUCAAAACAACUGAGCUAUGAAGUUCCAUUCUUUCCAGG
Paramisgurnus dabryanus is the source of this 1218-nucleotide messenger RNA. Lineage: Eukaryota; Metazoa; Chordata; Actinopteri; Cypriniformes; Cobitidae. The record is from RefSeq and is a predicted model, not a curated record.